CUUAGGUGAGAUGUAAAAUUGUGUACUUUCCAAAAAGCAGCUUCCUUUCUCUCCUUUUCACCACCAGAACCAGAAAUAAGAAAACAUGGAUGAGGUUGUGGAGACCCUAAGAAAGAUCGAGCAGAACUACAAGCUCUUCCAGCAGCAGCAGUUCUCAUUUAUCAGAGCACUGGAACACACCCGGGAGGAAGCCCACGACUCCUUCAGACCUGUGUCAUCCAUCAUCCAGGUACAGUGCUACAAGGACCACCACUGUUACAAUGCCACAGACAGGCGCAUCCUCAACAUGUUCAUCUCCAUCUGCAACGAUCUCCGCAACCUCUGCCAGAAGCUGGGAACGGUGCAUCCUGGGGACAGCGUGUCCAACGGCCUUGUGGAGAAGUGCAAAGUGCUCCUCAACGACAGCAACGACUUCACAGCCAUCCGAGCCACCUACCCCCACGGUGUUGUGAACUACCUGAGCUGGGAAGAAGCCAGGAAUCGCUAUGGAGGGGUGGUGAGCCUCAUCCCCAUUGUUAUAGACACCAUGAGGGAGUGGAUAACAUACAUGAAGCGGCAUCUCCUGCCUAAAGUGAGUCGCGUAUGUGCCACGUCCAAGAAGGACACAUCCAAUUCCCACAUCCUACCUGCUGGGCACUUUGCAACUGAGACCUCCAUUAGUAACAAAAAUACUGUACAGUUGCAGGACAGAGAAUUCCAGAAGUACAAGUACUAAGGCCUUCGUUUGAAAAAUAAAGCUCCUUGGAUGCCACCAAACAAACACACCUAUUAAAGGAUCAAAGCUCCUGCAUCACCUGCUCACCAGCAUGAACAUCCUGGCUGAUUAAAUACAAUGAAAUGAAUAUU
This is a messenger RNA of Poecile atricapillus (Black-capped chickadee), 846 nucleotides long. Its product is annotated as sperm acrosome-associated protein 9-like. Gene Ontology annotation, cellular component: sperm flagellum; acrosomal vesicle; ciliary base. The transcript is spliced from 3 exons. The record is from RefSeq and is a predicted model, not a curated record. Bases 86 to 715 code for a protein of 209 amino acids. NCBI's taxonomy places the organism in Eukaryota, Metazoa, Chordata, Aves, Passeriformes, Paridae.